GCUGUCUCCAAAGGGACGCAGCGUUGAGUGUUUGAGCAGCCAGGCGGCCAGUGUGCAUCCCAGGACGCAACAUCAGUGUAGCUGGGGCUCAACUUUCAGCUGAUCGCUUCACUUCAGACGCUGUUGGGAAACUUACAACGAUGGGUUGCUUUGAGUGCUGCAUCAAAUGUUUAGGUGGGGUGCCGUAUGCGUCACUGGUGGCUACAAUCCUCUGCUUCUCUGGCGUUGCCCUGUUCUGUGGAUGUGGCCAUGUGGCUCUCACUGGCACCGUGACCAUCCUGGAAACCUACUUCUCCCAGGUCCCCAGUGACCACGCCAUGCUGACUGAUGUAAUACAGCUGAUGCAGUAUGUCAUCUACGGCAUCGCUUCGUUUUUCUUCCUGUAUGGGAUCAUCCUGCUGGCUGAGGGCUUCUACACAACCAGUGCAGUUAAGGAGCUGCACAGCGAGUUCAAGACCACCAUCUGCGGACGCUGCAUCAGUGGAAUGUUUGUGUUCCUCACGUACAUCCUGGGUGUGGCCUGGCUCGGUGUGUUUGGUUUCUCUGCCGUGCCGGUCUUCCUCUUCUACAACAUGUGGUCUACCUGUGCCACCAUGAGGUCUCCCAUUGCCAACCUCACCAACAUUGACUCCAUCUGUGUGGAUGUUCGUCAGUACGGAAUUAUCCCCUGGAACGCCACACCAGGAAAGGCCUGCGGAUCCACGCUAGGUGACAUUUGCAACACCAGUGAGUUCUACCUGUCUUAUCACCUCUACAUCGUAGCGUGCGCCGGAGCAGGAGCCACUGUGAUCGCUCUGAUCCACUUCCUCAUGAUUCUCUCAGCAAACUGGGCCUACCUUAAGGAUGCCAGUCAAAUGCAUGCCUACCAAGACAUCAAAAUGAAGGAAGAGCGGGAGCUGCAGGACAUCACCUCACGCUCAAAGGAAUGCCUCAAUUCAUACACAUAAGGAUAUUACACACUCCCUGUCCACACACACACACACACACGUAAACACACACACACUGCAGCGGACCACUGUGGCCCCUUUGGACCAAGACAACACUCAGCUAAAAUAACCUGCCAACUGCCGUGACACUGUGCAGUACUAACCAGGCUCCUAACAAACUAAUGCAUCAGUCUUUCUGCACUAACAAGUGUUUUGGAACUGCUACUUAAAAUUUGAUUUAUGCUGUUUUUAUUUUAUUUUAUAAUUUUCUGCAGCAGAAAAAAGCAGUUUUGAUUUCUGAUUAAGUGUUUGAUUUUCUCUCGCCCUUUUUAAUAGCCAGUUUUUUGCUGGUGAAGCUUGAGACAUUGCACUAUUCUUGUACAACGCAUCAUAACGAUGACAUUUUUGUUCUUGCUCUGUCUUUCUGUUAAGCUGUGGUGGCCGGUUUUCCAACAAGGGAAUCUAACAUUUUAUUUGUUUGCUCUUUUUUUUCCAAUCAAAAAAUAAUUAUACAUAACAUGUAAGGCCUUACAUUGAGAGUGGGUGUGUCACUUUUAGAUAGCAUGUCACGAGAGCCAUCAACUUAUAAUUUACUCACACAAGACUUUGGCAUGUCACAAGAUGUUUUGCUUUCACUUCACAGUAUGAGGUAAAAAUAUAUAAUGUGGACAAAGUUCUGUCGUAAAAGUGGUGGUAUUUAAAUGCAUCUAAAUCCUUGUGAUAAUCUCAGUGUUAAUAAUUGGUCCUAGAUUCUAAUUUUCAUUCUAUAGCAACUUAAAGGUAACUGAGAACAUUCAUGGCCUACAUUAACACUACCUCAGAUGUGCACUAGAGUUUAUGGAACAAUUUAACUGGAACAAACACUUCUUGAAAACCCGUAUCCAACCCUGUCUCCUAAAAAUGAUGUUUCCAUACAACGAAACUGCAUUCUCGAUUAAGUUUUAAGGGACAUACGACAGAUAACUUACGUCAUGAAUGUAACUUACUUGUGUUCUUAAGUUAUGACAGUAAUACUUAUUUUAACCCCAUCCAUGAUCUUUUCAGAAACCUAAUUAAAUAGGUUAAACCACAUUUCAAACAACAGCCAUAAUCCGAGAAAAAAAUGUUUCCCUCGAAACAUAAUUGUGAAUCCAGUGUCGUUGUAUGAGCAUGGAUGGAUUACUUAGCAGAUCUACCAACCACAGGCCCAGUGUAAGGGGGCCCCUUGGUCUUCACUUACAAAAUAAUGCUCAACAGACACGUAACAACUAGGAAGAGACUCAAAAUGACCUCUAAGAGACUCAAAACUAUGACAAGAGGCAAAACAACCACAGAAAGACGCAUAAUGACUGCAAGAAGAGGCAAAACAACCACAGACAAACAAAUAACUAUAAAAAGACUGACACCAAAUUACCAUAGACCUGCACCAUGACUACACAGACCCACAACAACAUUAAAAAGCAGCUAAACAACUAGUAGGAAAGACUGUCUGUUCUCAGGGGCCCAUUGUCUCAUAAGCCGACCAUGUUUAUAGAAAUGUCAUUUAUAGGAGACAGUGUUUCAUAAUCACACAGACCGGGAGCUCCUCUACACAGUAUCACAAUAUUUAAUCUCUAUGGAUAAUGCCAUCAGAAUAACUUGCUUGCUAAAUGUGAACCGCUGCCAAUAAUUAGAGCGAUAGUCAAUGUAUUCAAUAUCUUAAAAGUUUGGUCCAUGUAUAUUCAUUUAUGCAAAUGAAAAGAUCAAGGCUUGCCAACACAGAGUGCUCUCUGAUCCUUCGUGAAUGCUUUUUAGCUCAUUGUUUAUUGUAAUAUCUCAUCAUAUAUUGUAUUAUAUGAUCAAGAUUUACUUGAUUUUUGAAAACUCUUAUAAAACAAGUGUAACUAUGUCCCACGUGCAUUGGUACUAUGGAGAAACCUAUAGAGCUUAGGCUGUGAAAACGUUAACUUGUUAUAAAUCAGGAUUUUUUUUUUUUUGUAUUUUCUUUUUUUUUUUUUUUUAAGAUAAACCACUUCAUUUUUGUUCUUAAUUUUCUAUUAUUGCACCAGUUUGUGAUGUGCAAUUGUCAUAAUGCUGAUAUAAUUACUCAUGUAAUCUUUUAUUUCUAUUAGUUGAGUUACAGGGAUAAGUUUCUUUGUUGCAUGAAGACAACUGUUUCUGCAGUGACACACGUGAUGUACGGUUGUUAUGCUGACAUCAGUAGUAGGCAGUGUUUGCCUGUUUCCUUUUUUUUCUAAAUGAAUACAAAUAAUACAAUUUAUGUAGCUGAUUAGUUAUGAAUGUUUUUUUUAGGUUCUUUUAUUCAAGUCUAAAGUAUACGAGUCUUAUAUUAUUGUUGCCUGAUAGUAUACCUGUAUUUUCUACGAAUGUCAAGGGCUUCCUCGUGAAUUACUUUUAAAACAACUUUCAAAUAACAUUUAGUCGCAAAACCAGUCAUUUUUAAAAUUGUACGGCAAUCUAAAUGGUAAAUUUAGCCAAAGUAUGAAUGCCAAUGUGACUCUCUUUCCCGGUGUUUUACACAGUAUCUGUGAGAUAUUGUAGUACAAAAACCUGCAUAGUUCUCUGCAGGGGUAAUAGCCAGAGGUGUACAGUGGCCGAGGAGAAAGAUGGCACAUAUACAUGAAUGUACAUCUCGUCUCAUCUUCGUAUGCCGUGUUUCCUGUUGAAUGAACCAAAAACUAAACAUAAAGGCUACCUAUCAAUCACCAGGAGGACAACAAUCCAGCAUCCUGUCUGACUGGAACCCCCCUUAUGACGACGUUACUCAACUGGCCUGUUGACUGUUUUUAUGAAAAUAAAAAACAAAAUAAAACUCA
Molecule: messenger RNA, 3721 nt
Organism: Centropristis striata (black sea bass)
Lineage: Eukaryota; Metazoa; Chordata; Actinopteri; Perciformes; Serranidae
Gene: gpm6bb
Product: glycoprotein M6Bb
Exons: 7
Coding region: 141-947 (268 amino acids)
Biological process (GO): axon development; central nervous system myelination
Cellular component (GO): plasma membrane; myelin sheath
Molecular function (GO): structural constituent of myelin sheath
Source: RefSeq, a predicted model, not a curated record